AUGGCCACUAGCGGUAAUGGUGGUCGGCCUUUCCAUGAGGAUUUAGCGGUGGAUAUUCUACUCAGGUUGCCAGCGGAGUCCUUGUUGCGAUUCAAAUGCGUCUGCAAGAACUGGUACGAGAUAAUGGAGAGCCAUAGCUUCAUCAGAGAACACAUGAAUUGGAACAUCAAGAGCAAAUCCCCUCAAAUCUUGAUUUAUGAUCAUAGUGCCCUAGAUGAUUCCCCUUCAAUCACUUUUUUUUCGGUUUCAGAUGCUGGUGUACAUGAAAAUCCACCUGAUUAUCUCCAGGGCUUUAGAGGUAUGACAAACCUUUUAGGUGUCGUGGAUGGAUUAUUUUUGUUGGAGCGAGAAAUUGAUGGCAGCAUAUUCAAUAUCUCCUUGUCAUUGUGGAAUCCUGCCACCAGGGAAGUGAGGCCCCUUCCUGCAGCCAACUUCGAGCUUCAACCAUCUUUCAGACAAAUGGACCAAUCCGUUGGGACUGCUUAUUUAAAUGAAACUUAUUGUUGGCUGCUAUGCGGCGGGGGUUGUACUUCUUAUGAUUGUAGCGUUCUUUCAUUUGACUUUGACAAUGAGGUAUUUGUAGAAAUUGGAGGGCCAGAUGUUGGGCGCGCUUUCAAUCAUUGCAAUGUGAGACUGGUAUUGCUUGAUGACUUCAUUGCCCUCAUGACCGUUGUUGAAGGAUUUGUUUAUGAUAUAUGGUUGAAAAAUGACAACAACUUAGAGACGGCUCUCCACAAUGUUUGGCCUAAUUUGGUAGCUGGCGGACAGGAUAAAACUCCCACGGGUUAUGUUCCAGCCCAACAGUGCAAGCUACAGAUUAUUUUAAAGCAGCGGCAACG
Molecule: messenger RNA, 839 nt
Organism: Nicotiana tabacum (common tobacco)
Lineage: Eukaryota; Viridiplantae; Streptophyta; Magnoliopsida; Solanales; Solanaceae
Source: RefSeq, a predicted model, not a curated record